UUACUUAUUGGCAAUUACCAUUUAGCAUUCACACGAUAAGUUAUACGCCUUUUGGCUGUACGUUGGAUUUCUGUCUAGAAUUUCGUAAAUAAGUCUAAUUAUAUUUAAAACCAAAACAAUUUCUCGAUGGCAAGUCAAACUCAGGGAAUCCAACAGCUGUUGGCUGCCGAGAAGAGGGCAGCUGAAAAAGUAUCUGAAGCCAAAAAACGCAAGGCAAGGCGCUUAAAGCAAGCUAAAGAAGAAGCACAGGAUGAAAUUGAAAAGUAUAGACAAGAGAGGGAAAAACAAUUCAAAGAAUUUGAAAUCAAGCAUAUGGGAUCACGCGAAGAUGUUGCAGCCAGAAUAGAUGCCGAUACUAAAAUCAAAAUUGAUGAGAUGAACAAAGCAGUGGUUGUUAAUAAAGAGGCAGUUAUCCAACAAAUACUUGAGCUUGUAUAUGAUAUCAAGCCCGAGUUGCACAAGAAUUUUAAAGCAGCAGCCAGCAAGGAAUGAAUUGUGUCAUAGUACUAUUUCUCUUUCAUAUUUUCCAUACUGAGAAAUAUAUUUAUGUACAAAAUAACAUUUCUAUUUUAGUUUUGAUUUGAAUGAAACAUUCCGCCUGCAUGAUUUUAGAUUUUAUUUAUUAUGGUUUCAGAUUAAGAUGUUUUACCAAUAUUUUCUGUUUUGUUUGUGGAUCGUUAAAACAUAAGUAACAAUAAUUAUUAUAAAUAUAAUGUUGAAUAUGAAUUCAAGUGAAAGUGUAUUUUAUCUUACUUACAGUGUUUAUUGUCUAUUUUUAUUAUUGUUUAUUUAUAUUGUUACUCUUAAGGUAGAUGAUUUAAUAUGCGGAUGUCUGAGUAGCGAUUGCAAAUAAACUUAAUAUUACAUUGUUA
This is a messenger RNA of Adelges cooleyi (spruce gall adelgid), 872 nucleotides long. It is a transcript of the gene Vha13, whose product is annotated as V-type proton ATPase subunit G. The transcript is spliced from 3 exons. Lineage: Eukaryota; Metazoa; Arthropoda; Insecta; Hemiptera; Adelgidae. The record is from RefSeq and is a predicted model, not a curated record. Bases 127 to 492 code for a protein of 121 amino acids. Gene Ontology annotation, cellular component: vacuolar proton-transporting V-type ATPase complex. Gene Ontology annotation, molecular function: proton-transporting ATPase activity, rotational mechanism. Gene Ontology annotation, biological process: proton transmembrane transport.